Messenger RNA from Lagopus leucura (white-tailed ptarmigan), 6119 nucleotides. It is a transcript of the gene THRB, whose product is annotated as thyroid hormone receptor beta. The record is from RefSeq and is a predicted model, not a curated record. Gene Ontology annotation, molecular function: RNA polymerase II cis-regulatory region sequence-specific DNA binding; nuclear receptor activity; zinc ion binding. The coding region runs from base 1 to 1431 and encodes 476 amino acids. The transcript is spliced from 7 exons. NCBI's taxonomy places the organism in Eukaryota, Metazoa, Chordata, Aves, Galliformes, Phasianidae. Gene Ontology annotation, biological process: negative regulation of transcription by RNA polymerase II; positive regulation of transcription by RNA polymerase II; thyroid hormone receptor signaling pathway.
AUGAACUACUGUAUGCAAGAAAUAUAUGAAGUGCACCCAGCUGCUGGUAGCAAUUGCUACAUGCAGUCCACUGAUUAUUGCACAUAUAUCGAAGAUAAUCAGGGUUACAGCAGUUGCGAUGCUCAGGUCCUGCACAGUAACAACAUAUAUAUGGAACAGGCCUGGGCGGUGAAUCAGCCUUAUACCUGUAGUUACCCUGGAAACGUGUUUAAAAGCGAGUACUCUGACAUGGACAUGGCCCUGAAUCAGUACAACCAACCUGAAUAUUUCACCGAAGAAAAACCUACUUUUUCUCAAGUGCAGUCGCCAUCGUACUCUCAGAAGAAAGGGUAUAUACCCAGUUACUUAGACAAGGAUGAGCUAUGUGUAGUAUGUGGGGACAAAGCCACCGGAUAUCAUUAUCGCUGCAUCACUUGUGAAGGUUGCAAGGGAUUUUUCAGAAGAACCAUUCAGAAAAACCUCCAUCCAACCUAUUCCUGUAAAUAUGAAGGAAAAUGUGUGAUAGACAAAGUAACAAGAAAUCAGUGCCAGGAAUGUCGCUUCAAAAAAUGUAUCUUUGUUGGCAUGGCAACAGAUUUGGUGUUGGAUGACAGCAAGCGUCUGGCCAAGAGGAAGCUGAUAGAAGAAAAUCGAGAGAAGAGGCGUCGGGAGGAGCUGCAGAAAACAAUUGGUCACAAACCAGAACCAACGGAUGAGGAAUGGGAGCUGAUCAAAAUUGUCACCGAAGCACACGUGGCCACCAAUGCACAAGGAAGCCACUGGAAGCAGAAAAGGAAAUUUCUGCCAGAAGACAUUGGGCAAGCACCAAUAGUUAAUGCCCCAGAAGGGGGGAAAGUGGAUUUAGAAGCCUUCAGCCAGUUUACAAAAAUAAUCACACCAGCGAUUACAAGAGUGGUGGAUUUUGCCAAAAAGUUGCCUAUGUUUUGUGAGCUGCCAUGUGAAGACCAGAUCAUCCUUCUGAAAGGCUGCUGUAUGGAGAUAAUGUCCCUCCGAGCAGCAGUUCGCUAUGACCCCGAGAGUGAGACUUUAACACUGAAUGGGGAGAUGGCGGUGACAAGGGGCCAGCUGAAAAAUGGGGGUCUUGGCGUAGUGUCUGAUGCCAUUUUUGACCUGGGCAUGUCUCUUUCUUCAUUUAACCUGGAUGACACCGAGGUUGCCCUUCUCCAGGCUGUUCUGCUCAUGUCAUCAGAUCGCCCAGGCCUUGUUUGUGUCGAGAGGAUAGAAAAGUGUCAAGAGGGUUUCCUCCUGGCAUUUGAACACUACAUUAAUUACAGAAAACACCAUGUUGCACAUUUUUGGCCAAAACUGCUGAUGAAAGUGACAGAUCUGCGAAUGAUUGGAGCCUGCCAUGCCAGCCGCUUCCUGCACAUGAAGGUGGAGUGCCCCACAGAACUCUUCCCUCCAUUGUUCCUGGAGGUGUUUGAGGAUUAGAGAGACUGGAGCGGUCCUCUGCACCCCUGUCGCACUACUGGCUGUCAUUUCAUUCCAUUGCCCAGCUCUUCUCACACCUGUUUGUUCUUCUUUUGUUCUCUUCUGAUUCUUGAGAUGGGAUUGGGCUUUUGUUUGAGUUUUUCUUUGGGGUUGCUGGGGGCAGUUGUAUACACAUGGAUGAAAACAUCCCUUUCUGCUGGUACUUGUGACUAUUGCAAUUUGUUCUUCAGUCCUUUGAUGUGAAUGCUUUGACAGCUUAACAGUGAAAAUAGAAACAGACCAGUUUCAUUCACCAGCACUUGCGUGGUCACCAGCUCACAUGCAUCAUUGCUUGGAAAAUAUGGGAGAUAAAUUGAAGUGGCAGAAAAUAAAUUGGCCUCCAAGUUAAACAGCUAUUUAUAAUUUGAUCCUGGCAAUCCUGUCUGCUGUUACCUCACUUUGCAGGGUACUAGUGACCAUUUCAUGAGAUGAAAUCUCUAGUGUUUAUGGUUGUUUCUAUUGUAACGAUCACCCUUACGAUCUAGGACCUUCAUCAUUGUCAUGAUACCAUCAUUAUCUUAGGAUUGUUCCGAUGGAUGUGGUUUAACAGUGCCCCAUAAAUCAAGUAUUUAGUGUAUGCAAAGUGAGGGAAGGGACGGAAUCAUUUUUUUCCAUGUGUACGGAAGGUAAGGUUGUUUGGUUCUUACUACUCCAGGUAACUUCGCUGGAAGUUCUGUUGGGGGAAGGAGGGAGACUUGAUUCUCUGGUACGCUUUUUCCUGAGUAGGGAAGUCUGCUUUUUCUGAGGUUUGUGGUAAAUUCAGCACUCUGAAGGAGUGGGCUGUUUGUCGGAAUAGCAGAAUUUCCUAUGAGUUAUUCAGGGAUGUGAAUGAAUGAAACGUAUGGGAUGACCAUCAGAGGGAACAGAAACCAGCUGUGUUAUUGAUGACACUCAAGACUGUCCAGCUUUGUCCCGGUAGUACAAAUAGUAUUGCUUGGCAGUAAUCUUUUGUUUUAUAUAUAUAUAAAGUUUAUAUGCACGUAUAUAUAAUAUUUUAUAUAUAUAUAAUUAUGAAUCUUCAGCGGAUGUCUUAAACGUAUUUCUGUGUUUUUAUCAUCUCUCUCUCAUUCCUUCUCUUACCCUCUCCUGUGUGUGUGUAUGUGCGUUGAUCAGCUAGGUUCUCCCCUCCUCAGUGUGUGUAUGUGUUUUUUUUUGGCUAGUUUCUCACUUGAUUCCUUCACAUAAUUUAUUUCCACUAACUGCACUAGCAGAAACUGAACUGAAAGAUAGGAAGUCCAGCUGCCAAAAUCUGCGAGUCGGUACUCAGUGAUGCUGGACUGUUUGAAGCUGGUAAUGAGGGCUUUGUUGGUAGAGAGUGAUUCCUUUCUGUUAUCCAUCACCGUUCAGGGCUGUUGUCCCUGGAUUUUAUAAACUUGAUAUUAAACCGUUCUCUGAAUUUGUAUGAUACAUCAAAAGCAUUCUUCUGUUCUUCCUGGAAACUCAAGAGACCUGUUUUGCACUUCCUCAUAUCCCACAUUCUUUUGUGUUGUGCAUUCAUUUGUACCAGUUUCUGUCUCUGCUAUUCAUUGAUACAUUUGCCUGGCAACUCAGUGGGCACUGUUAGAACUGAUGUGUUGAUAUUCAAAGCUCAUGCCCCAUGUCCAAACCCAUAUGUUAUAUAUUUGUCUCCUCAUAAGAUCACGAUACUCAGGAAAAUACAUAGGUGGAGCACAGUAUCUUGUGCCAGGGAUUACGUUCUUUUCACCUCCAUUUCCCUUUAACAUUGAUGAAGUGUUUGGAGUGCUUUUGGCUCUAUCGUCAGGGUUAUGGAAUCUUGUUGUGCCUGUUCUUUGAUAUCAUAUGCACCUAUGGUGAGUGUUGAUGUUAUUCCUUAGGAGUUAUGCCCAUAAUUCCAUGAGAAUAUAAAACACAAUGGGAUGUUCAGGGCUUUUUGCAGGAACCAAGGAGGCAGGCCUUCAGAAAUAAGUCUUUAAAUGCUUGCUGAAAUUGAAGAACCUCUGUUGUGGGCUGGCUCCAUUUGCUCAAUCUCAAAAGGUGUGCUAAGAGCACAGAUUCUGUGUAGAGCAUUACAUCUUGGAGACAACAAUCAGGAAAAGUUCUAGCCUUUGGAACAAGAGAUCACACAACAAGAAAAGCUUACGUGUCUUCAGUUCUGCACAGUCUCAGAUGAGCAGCAUCUGCAGUAAGUGAAGAGUAUUAAAUAUGUGAUUUGAGGGUGGCUUGGUAGGGCACUGAUAGUAUAUGGGGAAAGCAAAAAAAAAGAAACCAGCAUCUAUACCCAAAUGGCUUUCAAGAAGUUAUCUUUUGGAGGUUUGUACUCCCAGAAUCAUGGAGUUCCUUCUGAAACCAGCCUGAGUAUCUCAUCUACUUGCUAAAUGUGAGCUUGAGUUAGUGUAAAAACUUGUAACUGUGCUGCAGAUGAGACCAAGGAGAAGGAAAGUCACUUUCACCUGGUAGAAUUCACAGUGACCUCACUGUAGGCUCCAUAGUAUUUUAUGUAUUUCUCAGAACCUCAGUUUCUUAGAGUCACACUGCUGCCUGGGAGGUUCAAUCUGUCAUUAAGAUCAACAUUUCUCAUCCUCUGGGUUAUAAAGAAAAACAGCAGCCUAAAUGUUGAGGUUGAAAGUCAAUACUCAGUGAAUACUCAGACUUCUUACUGCCUUUUAACUACUGGGGCCCAGACUACUGGCUUUUGAACACUUGGGAGUGUUGGGACUGAGUUAAUAAAAAAAUAAAGGUCAGAAGUUAGAAAAAAUGUGAGAGUUACUGGAUUGGCAUGGGGAAGCAGCGAGAGAUGAAGAAACUUGUAACACCUUGGACAGAACUGCAGCUUGAGGUAGUGCUGAGAACAAACGCUUUGCACAGGCUGGUGUAAAAAUCAUUGCUCAGACAGGAAUUUGUCUGACAAGGUUAUUAUAGCAGGUCAAGAAGUUUUAAAACACAGCCUGCACAGCUGAAUGUCUGAAUUCAAGCAUGUCAAGCUGCAUUUAGGCAUCCAAGCUCAUGGCCUGACUUCCUGAUACUGAAGCAGUUUGGGGUUGCAGCUAAUCAGGAUUCAGAAAACUGAGCAUCCUCUGUUUGAUGAUUGCAGAUGGGCCAUUAGGCAUCCAACUUGGAAAAGUUCAGCAGUCCUUUAAGCACUAAGGAUACCGUCAUUGUACUUUUCUAGCUUUUUAGAUUACGUUGGAAUCUGGUUUUGAUUAACCAAGGGGGAUUAGUAGAAUUCCUUAACAGAAGACUAAGACCAAGCUCUUCGUCUGGUAUCUAAUGACCUCUGAUCUCCUACCAGUCUUAGUCUGUGUGUCUUCGUUGACUUUCUCAGUCUGCCUCCUGAUUUACAUGAUCACAAGAGCAAAACUAGAAUCUGUGAGGAUGCUUUUGCAGUCUCUUACUGGUGAAUGCUGAACUUAGUCCUGCGAUGACUCGGGUCACUGUAGGAUGCUGCUGGAUUUACCAUCUGAGUGGCAGACAUCAGUCUGCAGGGUCUGUAGCACCUGUCCUUCUGAGGGAAACAACAGACGGCACUUUUCACUGCAGUUCAGGGUCUUGUUUCUCAUGUGCCACAUACCCUUUGUUUUUGCUUUGUGAUCUAUGCGUGGGUCUUGCAUAAGAAAUGCUUCCUAUCAACCUGAUAGUCAUCGUUUUGCCCCAAGUAACAUGCAUUUAGAUACUCAUUUCAUGUGUCAUCUCAGUUAAGUUAUGGUAUUCAUAAUGACAUACAACAUGCAUAAUAAUGAUCUUUGUUUACAUUCUGCCAAAAUGUAGGCGUUAGAGUUAGACCUCCGAGAGCCAAAACCAUCCUUGAGCAAAAUGCUUGCUUCUGCAGAGGCAGGCAUCAGAAAGUGAAAAAAAAACUGUCCAGAAUGAUCAGCUGUAUCCGAAAUCUGCCAAGACAGGGCUGUUGAUCACAAGCAGAGCAUGUCAUUGCUAGCGAUGCAUUUUUAUGCUAUGGAACUCUAACCUGUAUGCGUCAUAUUGACUUUUUGCUGCAUGAAUCAUAAAUUAUAAAAAUCAGUCCUAUGGUUUUGAGAUGUAGCCAGCAUUCCUAAGGCUAAACCUUUUUCAUUGACUGAAUCAAAAUCCACAACCAAGGAACGUACUCCUCUCACUGUGAGAGCAGUUGAAAGAGUUGAACGUUUAUCUUUUCUCAAAGGAAGAGGCAGUAGGACCUCUUGAUGUGUCUUGUUAUUGUGAUCAUCUGGAAAUGAUUGCCAGACGUUUCCUUUUGAUAUAGCGAUGAAGUGAUCCGUAUUUAAAUUUUAUAGAGAGAAAUUUUAUUCUAGUGUGAUAGAGAUUUAUUUUCCACUUAAAGACUCAAAGCGAUGUGAGCACAUUUUUUUACUAUGGUAUAUUUUUGCUUUAAAAUUAAAAACAAAAAAAAAAAAAAAAAAAAAAAGGUUUGGCCUUACCACAAAGUUUUAGUGUGUCGUAUAGAUGUUAGCAAAUGCAAAGAGUAUGCGUUAUUCGUGUGUAUCCACAUUGACUGAUGUCGCCUUCAAAAAGCAAUAUUGUGCAGGUAAUAAGUUGUUUGUGACUGUCCAUUGCACAGUUUACCUUCUUCAAAAGCUAACCUUGUUUAUGCACAAGACAAUCAAAUGUAAAUCUACAUCAACACCCGGGUGUAGAUUAAAUUCAUGUAAAUUACUGAGCACAAUGUAAAACAUUAAAAGACACUUUAUUUAAUUACA